AGUGAGAAUGUAACUAUUUGCUUAGUCAGUGACGGCAUCUCUAACCCUGCAAAGGAAGCUUUUACUAUCAGUUUUAGAGAAGUGUAAACGGGCUGGGGAUAUGAGGUCACUUGCCCACUGUCCUAUAAUCAGCAGAUGGCAUGGUUGGCAUUGGAGUUCAGGUCUGUGUUUUUCUGUACAUUACAUCCGUUUUAGUGAUGCGAAGGAAAAAUGAAAUAGGGUCAAUGAGACAAAUGGAAUGCAGAUUGCUGGAGAAAGAAUGCAGGUUGCGCGUUAUAAAUGCACACACAUUUACAGUGCCACUUGAGUUCUGAACUUUGCAGUUAAAUUGAUUUAAAAAUUCGUCUAGAAGUGGUAAAACUUAAUCAUCGAAUGAGAAUAUUUGGGUUUGCUUCAGGAGGUUGCAAACCACUUCUUGGUUAGUAGAAAUGUGAAAUUAAGGGCCACCUUCAGGCGUUUAACUGAAUUGUCCUGGAGAUGUAAUUUGGCUUUCGACUUAAGUAAUGUGACGUUUUUGUUGUUGUUUUUGGUUUUUAAAGUUUAAGUUUAUCGUGCCUACGGUAAGAUGUCGUUCUGGACACGUGCCCCUGCUCUCGCAUUCACUGACUGCGGUCACCAUCCUCCUUAGGGUAGUGCUCCGGGCCACUUGGAUCCUGGCCUCACUUUACUAAGCGAACUCGGAGGAUGCCCAGAGCUCUGGACCGCAGAGCGGCUCGCGAGAGGCCCCGAGGCUGUAACUGCGCAGCCUCGAGCCGCCUGCGAGGGCGAGGGUGGCUUCCCCGCGCGGUGCCCGCCCCUGGGCCAAAGUGCGGCGUGGGCGGGGCUGGUCACGCGCCUGGAUCCCUGCAGUGCAUACCCGCGAAAUCCGACUUCACAGUUGCCGAAGGCAUCCGAAGAAGUGGGAUGUGCAAAAGCGCCGGCUAGAAAUUCCGCCCACUCUUUGCGCAAUAGAGGGCUCCCUCUGCUCUCGGAUCUUUCCGGGCCGCCUGCUCCCACUUGGUGAAAAAAAUUCCAGAGCGGCUACCAAGGCGAUGGCGGGGAUUGCGGCAGCUUCAGCGUUCUGCUGCGCAGCGCUCCUGCUUCUGGGGCGCGCGCUGACUACCACAGGUGAACUCAAAGUGGAGAUGAUGGAAGGAGGGACUCAGACCACACCCCUGAAUGACAAUGUCACUAUAUUCUGCAAUUUCUUUGAUUCUGAACCCCACAACAUCACGAGUGUAGGUAUCACCUGGUUUCGGAAGAGUCCAACAUUUGACAAAGAAUUCAAGGUAUUUGAAUUUUUUGGAGAUCACCUAAAGGCAUUUCGACCUGGAGCCAGUGUGUCUCCAUGGAGGCUGAAGAGUGGGGAUGCUUCACUGCAGCUGCCUGGAGUCCAGCUGGAGGAAGCAGGAGAGUACCGAUGUGAGGUGGUAUCCACCCCUAAGAAGGCACACGGAAGGAUCUGGCUUGGCGUUGUGGCUUCCCCAGCCUGCAGAUUGUUCCAAGUGGUGGUGAAAGAGAAUGAAAGCAAAUAUAUUAUGUGUGAGUCAAGUGGGUUCUACCCAGAAGCUAUUAAUAUAACAUGGGAGAAGUGGACCCGCGAGGUUCCCCAUCACGUAGAGAUUUUUGAGGGUGUCAUCCCUGGUCCCACCAUCAAGAAUGCGGAUGGUACAUUUAAUGUCACCAGCAAAUUGAAGCUGAACUCCUCUCAGGAAGACCCUGAGACUGUCUACCAGUGUGUGGUACAGCACGUGUCCUUGUAUACCCCCUGGAGGAACAACUUUACCCUGACUUCUCGGCAGAGAUUUUCUGAAUCUGAGAAGACGGCUGUCUUUGCCAAUUAUUUGUGGAUUUUGACAUUCAUUGGUUUUGGACUGAUUUUAUUAAUUGUUUUGAUUCUUCGGAAAAAGAUGUGUAACAACUAAUCUCCAGUUGUAUAACAAAUCAUCUCCAGCCAUCUCUUCUCAAGUACAUUCUGAAACACUGGAACUCCUUUGACAUUCAGACUCUGAAGAAAGAGUACCUUGUAUUCUUUUGCACUCAGGCGUGGCCAUCUUACCAGCUGCAGGAUGGGGAGGCCUGGCCUUCUGAGGGAAGUGUUAAUUUUAAUACCAUUCAACAACUAGAUCUUUUCCAUAGAUAGGAGGGCAAAUGGUCUGAGGUGCCUUAUGUGCAAGCCUUCUUUGCCUUGCAAGACAACUCAGAUCUUUGUCAGUGUUGUAGAAUUGACUCUGCUCUCCUAGCAGUUACAUCAGGCAAGUCCACAGAGGAUAACUCUCCCAACUCUGAGAAACAAACCUCUAGGGAACACUCUACUGAAAAUGGUCAAAUAGGUCAUUAAUGCUUGUGAAACUCAUCUUAAAAAUAAUCCCCUUAACAGAUGGCUUGUUCCCUGCCACACUCAGAGGAUGGGAAGUUACCCAGGGGAGGACUGGCAGAUAGAUUUCACCCAUAUGCCUAAAAUAAAUGGCAUUCAAUUAUCUUUUGGUGUGGGUGGAUACCUUCAUUAACUGGGUAGAGGCAUUCCCAUGACAAACAGAAAAGACCUCUGAGGAGGUGAGAAUACUAAUAAAUAAAUAAGUUCUCACUUUGGGCUCCCUAAGUACUUCCAAAGUGACAGUGGCUCCUCAUUUAAAGUGGCCUCUAUCUAGUGGGGCUCAAAAGGCACUAGGCAUACAGUGCCAUCUUCAUUGUGCCUGGAGACCACAAUAUUCAGGAAAGGUGGAGAAAACAAAUGAUAUUAUCAAAAGAUACCUCAGAAAACUCUCUCUCAGGGGAUUCACCUUUCUUGGGUGAAUCUCCCCUUAGCUCUACUGAGGAUAAGAAAUACUCCUUCAAAGUUGGAUUUGAGCCCUUUUGAAAUUACGAACGGGUGGCCUUUCCUUAUCAAUGAUCUCUUACUAGACCAGGAAAUCUCUGAAUUAGUCAAACAUAUAACCUCCCUGGGCCACUUCCAAUGGGAAUUAAAACAGCACCUGGAAGCCCAACCCCAAUAAAUAGGACAAGCUUUAUUGAACCUGGGAGACUUAGUACUGGUGAAGGCUCUCUCUUCUCUUUCCUCCUCUCUAGGCUACAGGUGGGAGGGACCUAUACUGUUUCCACCUAUUCAGCUGUGAAAGUUGCAGGAAUCAACUCUUGGAUUUAUCACACUUCAGCCAGGCUUGGAAAGCAGAGGCAGCAGCCCCUGACAGCCCAGAAGAGCAUCCCAGAUACUGAUGUGAAGAAGUUGGGGACCUUAAACUGAAAAGAACAAAAGAUAAGUAAAUGAAUGAGGACGACCUGUCUAGCUCGGUCCUACCUUUACCCUGCCAGAUUCCUUCCAUUAUUUCCACCUUUCCUUUCGAGAUCUACCAUUGUCAAGUGUUGCAACUUCUUUUUCACGCAUAUUUGCGAGGAGACUUUGAUUGUCCGUGGGAUCAGAUCUGUAAUUUUACAGACCUGCAAAGGGAAGUUCAGCAUUUUAACUGAUAAAACCUCAGAUGGAAAUCGUUCACCACACCAUACUUGCAGGGAUUAUUUUGCUGACUUUACUUUUUGCAGUAGGGCUAUACACUGUACCUCCUGUAGGAAUCCUGACUGGAUUCUGAAUCCUGACUGUAGCACCUCCUGACUGGAAUAUAUUGGACAGAUGGUCUCAAUUGCUGUGAUACUUGGCUUAGUUAUGAUCCUUAUAGCAGGGAUAAUAGUCACAGACAAAAAGUAAACAUGAAAGUUUUACUAUUGCUGAGUCUGCUAGGGCUUUUAACGGGGUUUGGGAAUACAUCACACCCUUUAGCCUCUGCAGUAUCAGCCAUGGCCCAUUUAUAUGAGACUAAUUGCUGAGUCUGACCUGAGUGGUUUGCUCAGUUCAGUAACACUAAGGGACCUCUUCAUGACCUGGUUCUUACUGUCUUAAGAUUCCCUUUCUUAGAUUUACCUUUAACCAUUGAAGACUUAUCAGGCAUGAAUGGAACAUGGUAUGGGAGCACUUUCAAGUGGGUAACUAACUCCUCCCAGGAAAGCAUUUCCUCCCUGAUACCAGAAAACACUUUCCCUAAAGAAAGCUUCACACCCUCAGGGUAAGAAAAGUCGGCAGGGUAAUAGCAAAUGCCUCUUCCUGCUUUAAAAGCAGAGGGAAAAGAUCAUAGCUGGGAGAUCUCAGAUAUGUAACAACACACUUGUAAUUGCUGAAAGCUCAGACACUUGGAGAAAAAGACACAAUAAGGAUGAUCUAAGAAAAUUGGAAGCCAUAUGGGGAGGCUUUCGGAAUCUAGCCUCUUCUCCUGGUUGGAAGUCCUGCUGGGAAUGGCGGGCUCUGGUUAACUGCCCUGACACAUGGCAUUAUAAUGUAAAAAAUAACACAUGGGCCUUCCCAGACAUGCACCCUCAUGGAAUUCCAGACCCUUUUGCAUGAUGCUUAGUAGUAGUGGCCUACAAAUCUGUGGGUGUACAGGAGACUUCUGGACUGAGAGCCCCUGCCACAAGGCUUAUCUGAGAUAUUGGCUGGGACAUACUGUGUCCCUGGUCUUUUAAAACUCCAUUUGUCAAGUGGACCCUUCUCAUUUAGCAUGUAAAAUUCCACAUGGCAUCAUGAGUGACUAUCCUGAGUAUGGAUAUCCCUAUGCCAAAGAUGUUCCUAUUAUAUGUAAGAGGGGGAAGCUCCUAAGAUAUGAGAAAGAUCUGCCUGAGUCUCUCACAAGCUACAACUCAGAACUGGACCUUCAAGGGACAGAGUUUUAUUUCCUUUGUGGCUCCUGGCUACACUUAAUCCUCCCUAGGCACUGAAAGGAAACCUGCACUAUUGUGGCAGUGGUCCCUGACUUAUUAUUUUUAAAUUCCACUGGUAUGGCAGCAUCAUCUGGGGACAUCCCUAACGUAUCCUCUUUUCUAGCGAGUGUGUGAUUUCAGAUGCACCAAACAAAGAGGUCUGUCAUUUCCAUGCCCUUGUAUGGAGAUUUAACUGAAGGAGAAGAUUGGGUAGGACGUACACAUGACAGUCCUAUCUUAGAAAAACCACGGAUAGGGGAUUUUAUAGCUAGAGGCCUAUUCUGGUUUGCUGGUAUUCCUCUCCUUGAAAGAUCAGUACUUAAUAUUUCUAUUAUGAUGCAACGAGAGUAGAAGGCAACAGUAGGAGCCAUAGAAACACAACAAUAAUCCAAAAUCUCUUUAGCCUCAGUAGUUAUGCAAAAUAGACAGGCCUUAGAUAUCCUUAUGGCCAAAGUAGGGGGUACCUGUGCACUUUUUAAAAGAAACAUGUCACCUCCAGAUCAACACCUCUAGUCAAGUAGAAGAAAACCUACAGGUGCUUAAAGAUCAAAUUAGAAUCAUUGACAGAUUAAGAGAAAAUGUGGGCUCCAGUCCCAGCUGGCUGUAAUCCCUCCUUAAUGGAUUCCAUUCUUCUUUGUGGAACUGGUUAGCUCCUUUAUUAGGUCCCAUUUUGCUUGUGUGUUUUGUAUGAAUGUUUGGACUUUGUGUAUUCAAUACUGUAACUCAAACUGUUUCCUCUCACUUAGAGGCUAUUAAAGACCAAAUGGUGCUGCAGAUGGAAUGACGCAUAGACACACCAUUCUUCCAGGGACCCUUAGACCAAUCUUAGGAGGAGCCCUAACUGCUGUAACCCCAACGACACCCCCUUCCAGCAGGAAGCAGCCAGGAACGGUCAUCGUCCACUUCCCCCAACAGCAGUUGGGGUCUCCACUCCUAAAGUGGGGAAUGAGAGAGGAUGAAGGAAGGCAGGCAGUUAGAGUGGGUCCUUGGUAAAAUUCUUUCAAAUAAAAGGACAGCUUGAAAAAUCAAACUGCAGGCACAGAUAAAAUAACUUGCAUGGGGGGCUUGCCUUAGACAUGUUCACAGCUGUAUCGGUAAGAAAGGCUACACAAGAGACGUGCCCAGACAUGCUCACAAUGGAAAAUUCUAUCUCCUGAGACAUGUACAGUAAGGGGAACAAAGCCACAUGGAGUAACUCAAGCUAAGAGCAUGCAUGUACACCAGAGGACAGGGUGAAACUACCAGAAAUUCAUGCCUUAUGCAAAUGAGAUGUCCAGCUCUCAUCAAUUUCUUAUAAAAGCCUUUAUAUUCAACUGUGAAAUGACAACCAUCUUUUGGGCCCCUUGUUGGCAGCGGAGAGCUUUUUUUUGCUUUUUAAACUUUUGCUGCAACCUCGUCUUUGGGGUCCAUGCUCCUUAAUUUUCUUGGUUGUGAGACAAAGAACUUUAGGUGAUACCUUGGGCAAUGAGAGACUGCUACAUUGUGGUGCAUUGGUGAGAUUGUAACACUCUCAGUUUAUGACUGAUAACCCCAACAUCAGCAAUGACGCUUAGGGAAAAAGAAAACAAAUCCUUUAUGAUCCACUUGGUCCUGUGCUUGUUUGCGAAGAUGACUCCAAUCCUCCACCCUUCCCUAUGUCCAUGUCCAUUGCUAUGUAACUUUGCAGUGCCUCCAACCAUGUGACCUCUUUCAGCCAAUGUAAGGAGACAGCAGUGAAGGCAUACCAGUUCUAAGUGUAAGCCUCAAGAGGCCUUGUGUGUCUUCAUUUGCUUCCUCGUGUGCUUCUAACGGUGCUGAGAGAAGGGCAAGUCCAGGCCAGCCUGCUGGAGGAUGAGAGAUGCUGGCUACCACAUUCUUGUUGCUCCAGUGGAGGCCAGGCUAGAUUAGAUGACAAACACCUGACUCCAUGUGAGCAAAUCUGAGAUCAGCAGAGCUGGCAAAGCCAACUUUCCAAUACUUGGAAAACACUUUUAUUAUGUAAAACAUAUCAAAUUAAUAUAUAAAAAUUUUUAAAGCCACUGUUUUACACUGGUGCUAUUACACAGCGUAAGCUAAGUGCUACAACUCAGGAAGCUGUGCUUUGACCAAAAGAAGUGUGGUAGCCACAGGUGCCUCUGAGACCCCCUUCAGGAGAGGGUCUGUGUGAGGAGUGCAGUCGGCUGACAGGCUCCUGCUGAAGAUCUCCGGGAUCUACCUCAGUAUUCCAGCUGGUGCCAUGCUGUCCCCAGACUGCUUCUGCCAUUGACUGAGCAGGGCAGGAGCUCCCUAUUGGGAGCUGAUACUGGAAUUCUGAACUACAUCCCAGAUCUCCAGCUGCUGAUCUCAAGGAUCUCGGGUGGCCAAGACUUUCAGUUGUACAUUAGGUGCUGAAUAACAUCAUUUUGUUUGAUGUCAUGUUGUUAUCACAUGAAUGAAAAUAAAAUCAGUUCCCAACCUGA
Molecule: messenger RNA, 7163 nt
Organism: Cebus imitator (Panamanian white-faced capuchin)
Lineage: Eukaryota; Metazoa; Chordata; Mammalia; Primates; Cebidae
Gene: NCR3LG1
Product: natural killer cell cytotoxicity receptor 3 ligand 1
Exons: 5
Coding region: 1032-1904 (290 amino acids)
Source: RefSeq, a predicted model, not a curated record